Metarhizium brunneum ARSEF 3297 is the source of this 1692-nucleotide messenger RNA. RefSeq lists its product as uncharacterized. NCBI's taxonomy places the organism in Eukaryota, Fungi, Ascomycota, Sordariomycetes, Hypocreales, Clavicipitaceae. The record is from RefSeq and is a predicted model, not a curated record.
AUGGCCGACGCAGAGGAAAAGGCGCGCCAGGAAAAGAUCGCCGCAGCGAGAAAGCGCGUCGAACAAAUGAAGAAGAAGAAGGGCAAAAAGACUGCCAAGAAAGACGACGCCAAAGAAGAAGACGAGGUCCCCGAAACCGCGUCGCCAAAUGCUGAAGAGCAGGCUGAAUCGUCCGAACUGCCUUCCGCAGAUCCGGCCGAAGAUAAGGGAGGGGAAGCCGCCGCAGGCAACGACAAGGCGGUUGAAGACGAAAAUGCAGACGACCAAUCACCGUCGGAAACUCCAUCGCUGGCACAACAGUCCAAGAUGAGAUCAACAUCGUUCCGUGCCGGUGCGGCUGGAACCACUUCUCCAGUCCCUUUCAGCCCCGAUGGUGACACCGCGCCAGAGAUUUACAGAAAGCAGGUCGCUCGCAUCGAGGAGCUGGAGAAGGAGAAUAGGAAACUAUCCAAAGAGUUCUCAGAUUCGGAAAAACGAUGGAAGAAGGCGGAGGAUGAGCUCGCUGAGCUCCGUGAAGCCGAUGGUGAUUCUUCAGCGAAGGGCAAAGCGAAUAAUGAAACGGAGCAGUUGAAAAGCGAAGUUGCUUCACUUCAACGACAAAACACGCAAUUGCAGCAACAAGUCUCGAGAGGCUCGGGCCAUGGCCAUCGGCCCUCGGUUUCUAUUGCUACCCCCCCUUCAGAGCUGCAGGCCGAACUCGACGCGAAGAAAUCCACCAUCGAGUCCAUGGAAAUUGAAAUCUCCACUUUGAAAGCUCGGGUGCAGCGACAAGAAACUGGCGCCGAAACAGAAAAAGAACAAGUAAAUGCGCUUGAAGAAAAGCUUGCUCGGGCCGAAGCAGCCGCAGGCAAGGCACAGCGAGAAUUGCAGGAUGUGAAACGCAAUCUCGAGAGAACAACGGAUAAAGCAGUCCGCGAGGGCAGUGAACGUUCAAGUGCAGAGGUCAAAGUAAAGACGCUUGAACACGAGCUGGAGGAAGCAACAAAGGCCAAGUCUGACAUGGAGGUCAAGAUUGACGCGUUGGAGAAGAAGGUGGCCACACUGACCACCAUCCACAAGGAGCAGGACUCCAGGUCCCAAGCCUUGCGAAAGGACAAGGAGCGUGCCGAAAAGGAAGCAAAGGACCUGAAAGCCAAGGUGGAGAAGCUGGAGAGCGAAAAUCUGAAACUUCGCAGCCGCAAGUCGGCAGACGGCGGUGGCGGACUUGAUGACGAGGGCGUGGACGAGCUUGAGAACGAGGAACGAUUACGACUCGAAAAGAAGAUUCGAAGCCUUGAACACGAAGUGCACGAACUGCGAAGCGGGGCAUGGAUCGAGAAACGCCGGGAAAUGGAGGCCACCAACACCGGAUUCCAUGACGUGGACCUUUCCGGAGGCUCGAUGGGACACUCGUCACAAAGAAAACACUCGACUAGUGGUUUCGGUGAGUUCUUGACCAACGGGCUCAACGCCUUAGCUGGUGGUGGUGUUGGAGGAGCAGGAGCAAGUGCUGAACACGAGCUGAUGGAUGACGACGACUUUGACUUUGACGAGGAUGCCUUCCGCAAGGCCCAAGAGGAGGAGUCAAAACAGCGACUGGAGAGGAUCAAAGAGAUCAAGCGAACUUUGAAGCACUGGGAGGGCUGGAGGCUAGACAUUGUCGACAUUAGGAGGGGUGGGGGCGAGGGUAUCGGUGACAUUUUCGACGUGUAG